AUGGCCUACGUUUUUUUGACUGGCGCUACUGGCUACAUCGGUGGAGAUAUUCUCCAUCACCUCCACGCAGCUCACCCCGAGUACCAUAUCAGUGCUUUGGUUCGAGGCAAUGACAAAGCUGCUUUGGUAGCCAAAGCCUAUCCCAAUAUUAAGGUCGUGGUGGGUGAUCUCGAUGAUUCCUCUUUGAUCGAAGAAGAAGCGCGCCAGGCAGAUGUGGUUAUUCACGCCGCUACCUACAAACAUGUUCCCAGCGUUGAGGCUAUAUCCCGCGGCCUUGCUAACCGAUCUAAGCCCGCACAUUGGAUUCAAGUAUCCGGCGCGAGUGUUCUCUCAAUACCUGACAUCACAAACAACCGGUACGGAGAAGCGCCUCAGAAGUGCUAUGACGAUGUCAAGGAUGCCAGUGAGCUGCGCGAUAUCAUCCACCGGAACUCAACUGCCCGAGCUGUGGAUGAAUAUCUGCUCAAUAUCCCUGGCACCAAGACUGCCAUUGUUUUCCCUCCCAUCAUUUAUGGUAAGGGCAGCGGCCCUGUCAAUCAGCGCAGUAUUCAGAUCCCCAACCUGGCUAGGAAUGCCCUCGAGACCCGACAAACUAUCCAAGUGGGUAAAGGUGAGAGUAUUUGGAGCAACAUCCAUAUCGCAGACCUAGCUCAAGUCUUCGUAAAACUUGUCGAGAAGGCUGUUACGGGUACUGAAGAAGACUUGUGGAAUCACAAUGGUCUCUACUUAGUGGGCAACUCCAAGGCAAUUACAUUUGGGCAAAUCUCCCAGCUCGUAGCCAAUGCCGCUCACAAGGCAGGCCUUACCGACUCAAGCUCCGUCAAGAGUGUCAAUGCCAGUGAGGCCGAUGCCGUCAUGGGCAAAGGCAGCAUCUUCUGGGGCACUAACGCCCAUCAAUCUUCUUCGCGAGCUUCGACGCUUCUGGGGUGGACACAGAAAGAACACUCGAUUGAGGAGGAUAUUCCAUUGACGGUACAAGAUGAGGCUUCUCGACUGGGUCUUCACGCCGGGUCGCUGUAG
Messenger RNA from Penicillium chermesinum, 1020 nucleotides. RefSeq lists its product as uncharacterized. The record is from RefSeq and is a predicted model, not a curated record. The transcript has 5 exons. The coding region runs from base 1 to 1020 and encodes 339 amino acids. NCBI's taxonomy places the organism in Eukaryota, Fungi, Ascomycota, Eurotiomycetes, Eurotiales, Aspergillaceae.